GCAUGAGCGGGUUUCCUCCAUUCCCACUGUGCAUAAUCUUUUCCAACUUUGGGUUUUCCAUUCUAUACAAAUUUUACUCUAAGAUCUCGCUGCAGAGAUCCUCUUGGUCCGAAGAUCUACACUGAAAAUUCCCCGAGCAGACCGCACUGAUCAAGGAGAAACCAACCCCCCUUUCCACAGAUUGUCGAUCCAACUUGACCAGCAGCAACCAUGGCCGACGCAGAGUUGGAAGAGAUCAGACGGGCCCGCAUGGCUCAGCUCCAGCAACAGAGCGGUGGUGCACGCGGCGGGCCAGGUGACGGCCAAGAAGAUCAGAGAAAACAAGCUGAAGCCGACCGCCGUGCCUCCAUCCUGAACCAAAUUCUCGAACCGGAAGCCGCCGACCGCCUGGGCCGCAUCCGCCUCGUCAAGGAAUCGCGCGCCAUGGACGUGGAGAACCGCUUGAUCAUGCUCGCGCAGACCGGCCAGCUGCGCCAGAAGGUGUCGGAGGACCAGCUGAAGCAGCUGCUCAACGCCAUGGCCGAGAACCAGCGCAAGGACGAGGAGGAGCACAAGAUCGUGAUCUCUCGGCGCAAAGGUGGCUGGGACGACGACGACGAUCUGUUGGACUUGUAGAGGCGACAAUAAUCUCUGAUGUGAUGAAGUGUUCUUAGCGAGAGAGACGUUUGACGUCCGCAGGUGAUGAUGAUGGUCUUUUGCAGUCUCUUUUAUGAUACCUUUCGCCUGCUUCUCCUCUUUUCUCCGCCCCGAUCUAAACUGUGGGUGAAUCAUCCAUGCAUGCGCUUUAUGUUUGGGUUAUCGGCUCUGAAAAUGUUUCGAUAUGAAAGGCUACUCUUAUACCUGCUUGGUGCGUAGAGCCUGCUUGACUUAAUGGGU
Molecule: messenger RNA, 876 nt
Organism: Aspergillus uvarum CBS 121591
Lineage: Eukaryota; Fungi; Ascomycota; Eurotiomycetes; Eurotiales; Aspergillaceae
Product: DNA-binding protein
Exons: 4
Coding region: 211-615 (134 amino acids)
Cellular component (GO): cytosol; nucleus
Molecular function (GO): DNA binding
Source: RefSeq, a predicted model, not a curated record